This is a messenger RNA of Ogataea philodendri, 483 nucleotides long. RefSeq lists its product as uncharacterized. Lineage: Eukaryota; Fungi; Ascomycota; Pichiomycetes; Pichiales; Pichiaceae. Bases 1 to 483 code for a protein of 160 amino acids. The record is from RefSeq and is a predicted model, not a curated record. The transcript has a single exon.
AUGACCGUACCGUCGAACGAGAAGUCCAGACUCGAGAUCGGGUCUGAGUGCGCGCUCAACACCUUCAUGCACUUGGCCCGUCGCAGGUCCCAGAUACGGAUGUUUUCGUCGGCAGAGCCAGAAGCCAAGAUGGAUCCGCGAUGGUGGAACUUGAGCACAGUGACGUGGUAUGUGUGGCCUCUGAGGAUCUGGAUGGUUUCCGCAAGGUCGAGGUCCCAGAUGCGGAUGGUGAGGUCGUCUGAGGCGGACGCGAGAAAGCGCGAGUUGGGCGAGAACUCAACGCUCGAGAUGCCCUUUGUAUGGCCAGCGAGUGUUUUCCAGUACGUUGCGCCGUCUGGCUGGAGCUUCCAGAGCUUGAUGGUUUUGUCUGUGGACGCGGUGGCCAACAGCGUGCCGUCGGGACUCACUUUACCCGUGGAGACCGGCAAUUCGUGGGCCUUGUCCAACGCGAACUUUAACUUGUACAUUGGUGGAAAAAAAUAA